UCACAUCAUGUGAUUAUCCGUCUGUCUGUAUGUCCUCGCAGAAAAUAAGGAAGACGACAAAACAGUCACAGAGAAAUACACCCAACAACAAAGAUGUUUGCGUUUUUCCACAGAAUUCUAGACUGGUUUAAGAGUCUAUUCUGGAAAGAAGAGAUGGAGCUUACUCUAGUAGGGCUCCAGUAUUCGGGGAAAACGACAUUUGUUAAUGUGAUAGCGUCGGGUCAAUUUAGUGAAGAUAUGAUCCCAACAGUAGGUUUUAACAUGAGGAAGAUAACCAAGGGCAAUGUCACAAUCAAGCUGUGGGAUAUUGGUGGCCAGCCACGGUUCAGAACGAUGUGGGAAAGAUAUUGCAGGGGAGUAAAUGCUAUUGUAUACAUGGUAGAUGCAGCUGAUCAAGACAAGAUUGAGCCCUCUAGGAAUGAACUACAUCACCUCCUAGAUAAACCACAGCUUCAGGGUAUCCCAGUGUUAGUUCUGGGUAACAAAAGGGACCUGACCGGUUCCCUAGAUGAAAAGGAGCUUAUAGAAAGGAUGAAUUUGUCUGCAAUUCAAGACAGAGAGAUCUGUUGUUAUUCAAUAUCAUGUAAAGAAAAAGAAAACAUUGAUAUAACAUUACAGUGGUUAAUUCAGCAUUCUAAGUCAGGACGAUAGAGAUUGUAGUGUGUGCCAAAGACUUGACGGAAUUUAUUUAGCAAGACGGUGAAAGAUUUUAGUGGCGUUUUAUUUAUAUUGACGUCCAUAGCAAUGCAACUGUGACGUUGGGGAAAGAUUGAAGAGGAGAAUCGCCUGGCAUUUGAGGACAUGGUAUCGAUUUAUUCAGUAAAAAAAUAAGAUGAAUUUUGAAUCAAAUCAAUAAAUAUAUUUACUAGAUGGACAGUGUCAUUUGAUAUCAACAAGAAUGGUGUAUAGGCAUUGUAAAAUAUUUUUAUAUACAGGCCAGUGAUUUUGUUUUGUUUACAUUAAUAACAUUCUUAGUAAGACCAUUGUGUAACUUGACAAAAGUUGCUAAAACGGAAACUGAAGCGCCAAAGUAUGAUUGUCUAAAUUUUGGUAACCCCAAUGCCUAAAUUCACUGAAGGCAUAAAAUUCAGUGACAUAUUGUAAAGAGAAUAUUAUAAUGGUGUACUCUUAAUUUAAAAUGCAUCAAAAGUGAAUGCUUGGAAACAGCUUGGAAAUUUAUUUCCAUAGUGACUUAUGACAUAAUAGUAGUUCUGUAAUAAAGAAAUUCGGAGAAAAAAAACCCAUCUGUGUUAUUACAAAGUGUUUUAUAUAUUUCUUGAAUCAAAAUACACUAUUGUUUACUGUUUUAAGUUUACCAAUGCCGAUGACCAGUGCAUCGUGUACAUGUGAUAGAAAGAGACGCAGUGUAGGACAUUUUCUACGAUAUUUUUUUUCUUGAUUUAUCAUUCCAUCAAUUGCUAUUGAAAUAUAUAUGUUAAAUAGUAAGAUAAUGCAUAUUUAAUGAGAGUGGUGAAUGAUAUAAUAACUACAUGUGUGGAAUUUGUGUUAAUCAUUUACAGUGGAAUUUGCUUUUGUGAAACGUUAUUGCAAAUACAAACUUGCAGUUGUGUUAAUGAUAAAUGUUGUGACCUCAACUGUCAUUUCGGCAUUUAUGCUGUUUUUAUACUGAAUGACUGUCAGACAAGAUCAACAAUUUCAUGAUGGUUGAAACUGAAAAAUGCUUGUAUAGAAAUAUUCUUUUAAAUCAAUUAGUAAAUAAGAUUGACCCAGCUCUAAAUUAUUACUGGUGAAAGAAUUGUUUUGAGUGAAUUGAAGCAAAGUUAUCUUUUUUUGCCAAAUAUUUUUAUAUUUAUUUAAACAAAUGUAUGAAGGGAUGGCUAAAUGAUAAAGGGAGGUAAUUACUCAGGUGUGACCAUAGUAUUUACAUCCCCUGAUAGUGCAAUAUGAGCUCUAGCUGCCCUUCCUCAGUAAAAUGCUGAAUAAAAUAAUCCACAAAAAAGGAAUCGCUACUUGAAGGAUUCAUUUGGUAUAAUCGGGAAAUUUUACAGAAUCUCUUUUCUUUUCAAUCGAGAAAAAGAGGAACAAUUUAUGGAAAAUAGAUAAUGGUGCAUGUAGCUACACCUAUAUAGGUUGUAACAUCUGUAAGACAUAUAAUAGAUUUGUUUUUGAGGAAAUGUCAUUACAAUUGAAUAAUAAAUUAUAUGAGGAUAUGGAUUGUGGUUGAUAAUAUGCUGAUGUCAAUGAGCAUGUGUAACAGUAAUAGGGUUAACGUUUGGAAAGUGCUGUGGGUCAAUUUAGUAUUGUAUUCUCGUACAAAGCACCAGAUGUGGAGAAAAAAUAACACGAGUAGGUGUCGGAUCUAUAUCUUAAUAUGGCGACAUGUAAUCCUCAUCCGGGUUUUUUAAGUGAUAAAUAACAACCUGGUUAGAUUUGUGUUAAUGACAUAAUCACAACAAUGACAUGUUUAGAGCUAUUUUGCUGGUAUCACAUACACAAAUUUGUGCUGUUUUGCUGGUAUCACAUACACAAAUUUGUGCUGUUUUUCUUGAAUAUUCAUCAUGACAAAGUUGUGAUUUGUAUGAAAUAUUUAUGAUAAUCUAAACUCUUGCUUAAAACUGCUCUACUUGUCUGUUGUGUGCAUCUUCAAUGUUUAUAGGUUUAUACGCUAUCAUAUGUUCACAGUAUGUAUCUCUCACUUAAAAUGUGUGAUAGUUUUUUGAAUGAUCAUGUGAGUUUUUGUAUGAGAUUGGUAGCCUUAGUGAGGCCAAACAAAAUGAUAAACUUAGUUUUUCCUGUUGCGGCUCGAGGAAGAAAUGGGGUAGAUAAGUAGGGAAAACAUCAUAUUUGAUCCCCCCCCCCAUGUAAAUCUCAUUUUAUUGCAUGUAUUUAAAGUAUCAUACAAUAUUAUGGUGAAUUUGUUUUGUUUGGCCCGAUACAUGUGGACUGUGUUUUGUAAAUUUUUAGUAUGACAGUUAUUAUAUAAUAUGAUGACAUUUGCAUAUUUCAUUGAUAUGUUAGUAUGCAGGAGAGGUGGACAUGUGAGUUAAUUAUGAUAUAGUAUACAUGGUUCAUAGAUACAAUAAUACUUUUGAUUUUCACUAAAUACAAUUAUGCACCAUAUAUUAGAACUCCAUUUUGCAUAUUUAUGUAAACAUAUAUUUAUAUAUCAUAUGUUUAUUUCAUUGCUACGUACAUAUGGUGUUUGAAUUCUCCAUUUUACUAUAUCCUACUGUAUAAGUCAUGUUUGUUAUAGUUCUUUUUUCGAGAAUUUAAACUAAAUAAAACAACAGACAUAUCCAAAAUUUGGUCAAAAAUUUGUUACGAUUUGAGGAAAAUGAUUUACAAACUGAUGAAAACAACUUUAAAAAAAACAAGUUUUCAUGUGUUUUGCCUUGCUUUAUAUAAAAUGAAGUUUAUGCCACUUUGCAUUAAUAUUUGAACAGUACCUGUUUUCUUAAAAAAAUCUUAUAAAUGGUGCUUAAGUCUAUAGUCCUGACCUGUAAGUGAAGAUAUUCUAGCAUACCACACCACUAGGUCAAGUUCCAGAGGGAACAAUAUGAAAUAAAUAACUUAUUGUAUGGGAAUUUUUCUACUCCCAGCUAUUUAGUGAAACAUAAUACCUGUGUACAACCUACAGGAUAUUGCUGUGUGUUGUCACUGUCAAAGAUAGAAAUGUCACUAGUCUGUAACUUAACUUAUUUAUUGAGGUCUUUAACUAAUGCACACAUUUCAACAAAGCAAGACAUAAAAGUAUCCUUAACAUCAAUUUACUCUUUCUUUGUGGUGUUUUGAACAAAUGAAAAUUUUCCUGCAAUAUUCCGGAAUGCCUUGUGACUAGAAUGAAGAAGAUGUGGCAUUGUUUAUAGACGUGUGAACUGGUCAGCUAUGCAGUGCUGUGUUGUAUGUAAGGAUACAUAAUGUAACUAGUGUUAUCUUGAUGAGUUCUGGUUUAUUCAUGAAUGUCUGAAUGAGCUGAUUGCGUAGAUGCUUUCACGACACAUGAAAAAGUAUCUUUGUAUUCAUCUCAUUUGAUAAGAAUGACUGUAAUUUAAUUGGAAAACAAGUAGAAAUAUGAUUUUGUCAGCUUUAGUGUCAAUACUCGCUGUUGUCGUAAUGUGAAUUUAUAUUGUACAUAGUACUACAACUAUAUAUAUAUAUAUAUUUGUCCUGUGCAUUCAACAGUUAUCAGCAGAUCAAAAAUACAAGAUACAACAAAA
Messenger RNA from Mizuhopecten yessoensis (Yesso scallop), 4178 nucleotides. RefSeq names its product ADP-ribosylation factor-like protein 8A. Gene Ontology annotation, molecular function: GTP binding; GTPase activity. Gene Ontology annotation, biological process: protein transport; anterograde axonal transport. NCBI's taxonomy places the organism in Eukaryota, Metazoa, Mollusca, Bivalvia, Pectinida, Pectinidae. Gene Ontology annotation, cellular component: lysosomal membrane. Bases 94 to 651 code for a protein of 185 amino acids. The record is from RefSeq and is a predicted model, not a curated record. The transcript has 6 exons.